Rubroshorea leprosula is the source of this 867-nucleotide messenger RNA. Lineage: Eukaryota; Viridiplantae; Streptophyta; Magnoliopsida; Malvales; Dipterocarpaceae. The record is from the annotation of a GenBank genome assembly.
AGCAACUGCAAUAUCAAAGUUUGAGCCCAUAACUGUCUGUGCAAGUGCUGCUCAGUGGGCAAAUGCACGGAGUCAGAUUCCAAAAAAUAUCAGAGUUGUUGAGAUGAGUAUGAAUGAUGCUUGGUUUCGUGAUACUGGACCAACUUUUGUUGUAAGUAAAAGAGAAUCAAGUCCCUCAAGACCAGAGCCAAAGGUUGCAGGAAUUAAUUGGACUUUUAAUAGCUGGGGAGGGGUUGAUGAUGGGUGUUACCAAGAUUGGAGUCUUGAUCUUCUUGUGGCAAAGAAGAUCUUAGAAAUUGAGAGGCUUCCUAGAUUUCCACAAACUCUUAUUCUUGAAGGUGGAAGCAUCCAUGUAGAUGGAGAAGGGACUUGUCUUACCACAGAGGAGUGCCUCUUGAAUAAAAACCGGAACCCACAGUUAACCAAAGGACAGAUAGAGAAUGAACUUAAGGCAUAUCUUGGAGUCAAGAAGGUUAUUUGGUUGCCUCAUGGACUAUAUGAGUUGCACUACAAAACUAAAAUAUGCCGACUGUCUGAAAUCACAGUCUUCACUAAACAUAAUGAACAAUUUCAACGUUUAUGGAAUGUGGUGAGAAUUGAAGGUGCUCGGGAGAUUGUUUUAGGAGGUGGAAAUAUCCAUUGCAUUACACAGCAGCAGCCAGCCAUUCAUCCUCCUGCAUAAGCAUUGCCCGUUGAAUUUGUGCACCAUGGUAGGCCUAAUGUUGGUAAACCUGUUCCUGUGAGAUUAACUUUGUGAUGAAUUGCAUGAAUUGAUUCAGCACCUCCAUCUGGGGCUUGCAACAAACUCUGUGGCUUAAUUGUGUUUGUUAUACUGACAAAUGGUACAACUAUUCACUUGUUUAGCUG